AUGGCUGACCCAGCUUCUGAUGGCUGGCCUGCGGGCAAGGUCUUCGAAGCUGCACCACAAGGUUUCACGUAUGAUGACUUGGUGUUCAUGCCCCAGCCCUCCUCGUUUGAAGCCUCCGAUGUUGACUUGUCCAGCUACAUCACAAAGAACAUCAGGUUGAAGUCGCUCGCGCCACAGUUCCCAACUGCCAUUGUAUUGCCGAUAAUUGGCAGCCCUUCCGACACCGUUACAGAUUCCAACAUGGCCAUCGCUUUGGCCCUCUCUGGGGCCAUGGGCAUCAUUCAUGCAAAUCAGGACAUCCAGCGACAGGUUUCCAUGGUACAAGCUGUCAAGCGGUUCGUGAGCGGAUUUGUUCUGGAACCUGUGGUCAUGCGGCCUACGCAAACUCUGGCGGAAUUGGAUAAGCUGAAAGCAGCUACUGGAAUCACUACUGUGCCGAUAACAGACACCGGCGGGCUGGGUGGUGAGCUUCUGGGCAUCGUGACUGCGCGAGAUGCAGAUCUUUGCGCAGAUCGCCGCGAGUAUUUGUCAAGAGUGAUGACGGAAAGAGUUGUCACUGCAAGAGAGCCUCUUUCUUUUGAAGAAGCGCUCGACACGCUGAAGCGCGCGAAGGUUGGAAAGUUAUUGAUCUUGAACUCCGACGAUCAGCUGGUGUCGAUGGUGACACGCAGUGAUCUCAAGAAGGUCAGGGACUUUCCAGACAUGUCGCGAGACUUGAGCGGCAAGCUCCUGGUCGGUGCUGCAGUGCCAGCCUUGCCCGAUGGCUCCCAGGACUGGCCUCGAGCAAGCGCUUUGGCAGAGGCUGGUGCAAAUGUCCUCUACCUCUUUGGCGAUGGUGUGGAUGAGCAACUUGCACUGAUUAGACGGCUGAAGAUCGAUUACCCUUCUGUGGAUGUCCUCGCCGGACCAGCAACUUCAGUGCGAGAAGCAAGGAGAUUGGUGGAGGCAGGAGCCGAUGGCAUCGUUGCAGGCUCGGGCAACGACGCAGGAGCUGAUCCAAUGGCUGCACCUCUUGCAGUUGCAGUCGGACGAGGCGAAGCCAUUAUGGUGUAUGAGGUCGCUUACUACGUGACGCGAGGCAACUACAAGCUCCCCGUUGCAGCUGCUGGUGUUCGCAGUACAUCACAGGCGCUGGUGGCCAUGGGUCUUGGUGCGUCUGCCGUCGUGCUGCGAGAGCCAUUGGCAGGCACUGACGAAGCCCCAGGAGGCAAUAAGGCAUCGAUGCCGCUGCAUCACGCAAACAGCUUAGUGCAGAGCUGUGCAUCGAAGUACGCCUCAAGCCGUGCAUGGGAACGCCAGGAGCUCGUGCAAUGCACUAUUGCAACGCCUGUUUGCCACAAGGGCUCCGAGCUGGCAUUCCUGCUCUACUUCCUGUCCGGGCUUCGCAAUGGAUUUACUGAAAUUGGUUUCCGCAAUUUGGCAGAGCUCCACGAUGGCCUCGAAAAGGAGAUUCUCCGAAUGGAAUGCAGGCUCCCGUACAGUCUGCAGCUGCAAGAAGCGUGCGGCCGAGCU
Molecule: messenger RNA, 1512 nt
Organism: Symbiodinium sp. CCMP2456
Lineage: Eukaryota; Dinophyceae; Suessiales; Symbiodiniaceae
Source: the annotation of a GenBank genome assembly